CCUCACCCCACCAGGCUCCCUCUCUUUAACCCUUUGCUUCCUCAAAAAAACCCCUUUUCUGUCAACCUGCUCUUUCUCUUUCUUUCUGGGUUCUUCAAGACUAUAGAGUGUAGACCUAACCCUUCAAUGGCUUCUUGGAAAUCAAUGUCACUUCUUCUCUUCCACCUUCUUCCUCUAGCUGUCAUGGCUACCCAAGAUGCUUUUGUAGGUGUGAACAUAGGUACCGCGCUUUCAGACAUGCCCAACCCGACUCAGGUAGUGGCCCUUCUCAAGUCUCAACAAAUCCGACAUGUCAGACUUUAUGAUGCUGACCAAGCCAUGCUAAAUGCUCUUGCGGGUAGUGGAAUCCGUGUAACUAUUUCUGUCCCGAACCAACAACUUCUUGCAAUCGGCCAGUCCAAUGCCACUGCAGCCAAUUGGGUGGCUCGUAACGUCCUCACCCACGUCCCUGCCACCAACAUUACUGCCAUAUCAGUUGGAUCUGAAGUCCUCACCACUAUCCCUAACGCCGCACCUGUCUUAGUCUCUGCCCUUAGAUACAUCCAAGCGGCCCUAAUUGCUGCCAGGCUCGACUCCCAUAUCAAGGUCUCGACCGCCCACUCAUCUUCCAUCAUUCUUGACUCAUUUCCACCGUCACAAGCCUUCUUUAACCGCACAUGGGAUCCAGUGAUGGUCCCGCUACUGAAAUUCCUCCAAGACACUGGAUCAUACCUCAUGCUUAAUGUCUACCCGUAUGACGAUUAUAUGCAAUCACACAAUGCAAUCCCGUUAGAUUAUGCCUUGUUCCGCCCUUUGCCACCAAAUAAAGAAGCGGUUGAUUCCAACACUCUUUUGCAUUAUACUAAUGUUUUUGAUGCAGUCGUGGAUGCGGCUUAUUUUGCAAUGUCGUAUCUAAACUUCACAAAUAUCCCGAUUGUUGUCACGGAAUCUGGCUGGCCUUCAAAAGGGGAUUCGAAUGAGCCCGAUGCUACUCUUGAGAACGCCAAUACUUACAAUAGUAAUCUAAUCAAACAUGUUAUUAACAACACAGGAACCCCAAAACACCCGGGGGUGGCAGUGAGUACAUUUAUUUAUGAGCUUUAUAAUGAAGAUGCGAGGUCUGGAUCCGUGUCUGAGAAGAAUUGGGGCCUUUUUGACGCUAACGGGAGACCAAUAUAUAUUUUACACUUGACGGGUUCAGGAACCAUGUUGGCUAAUGAUACCACGAACCAGACUUAUUGUGUUGCGAGGGAAGGUGUGGACCGGAAGAUGUUGCAGGCUGCUUUGGAUUGGGCUUGUGGACCGGGGAAGGUUGACUGUUCGGCUAUGGUUCAGGGUGCACCAUGUUAUGAACCAGAUACCGUGUCUGCACAUGCAACAUAUGCUUUUGAUGCAUAUUAUCAUAGGAUGGGUAUGGCUGAAGGGACUUGUGAUUUCAAUGGGGUGGCCAGCAUCACUACCACUGACCCAAGCCAUGGCAGUUGUAUCUUUCCAGGAAGCCGUGGCAGUAAUGGAACGUUUAUAAAUGGUACAUCUCUGGCUCCAUCUUCCAACUCGAGUUCAUCAGGUAGCUUGCCACUUUUUAACUCAUAUGAUUCAGUUUCGUGUCUGAGAUGGGCUGUGGUGUUAUUCUUGAGCGUGGUAUUCUUGUAAAGUGUCUAAGUAUUCUCUUCAUGAUUACCCGAUUUUGGUAAUCCCCAAGAAGCGGGGAGGGUAAAGGUAGCAACUGGCAACUAAUGUUGUUUGAAACACGUAGAAUUGUAGGAUUUAGGUUUGGGGUCGAGGUUAAUUCGUUUGUUGAAUUGUAUUGUAGGAACUAGAAACAAGCGAAUCAAGAGUUGCUAUUCCUAAUCUAUCAUUCUUUGACUAAA
Molecule: messenger RNA, 1850 nt
Organism: Erigeron canadensis
Lineage: Eukaryota; Viridiplantae; Streptophyta; Magnoliopsida; Asterales; Asteraceae
Product: glucan endo-1,3-beta-glucosidase 3-like
Exons: 4
Coding region: 127-1632 (501 amino acids)
Biological process (GO): carbohydrate metabolic process
Cellular component (GO): plasma membrane
Molecular function (GO): hydrolase activity, hydrolyzing O-glycosyl compounds
Source: RefSeq, a predicted model, not a curated record